AUGUUCAUUGUUGUAUCAUUGAGAAUUUUUGGUAUUACAGGCUACAAAGCAGAAGGUUGGAGGCAGGCCACUUCUUUCAGUCCCCAAUUUUAUACGGGCAUCUCGAAACAAUGUGUUUCUUGCCAUUCCCGACCUUAUGAGGUAGCAGAUGGAAGUAAAGGGAAGAAAGUGAUGAUUGAUGACGGUGUCGAUAUCCUUAAAGAGUUGGAGGCCAUCAGCAACCUAGAUGAUUUGAGCUAAGAUGCAUUUAACAUGUUUAGCAUUGAUGGAUGUGUUGCUGAUGAUGAUAGCCUGAACCACAGUUUAGAAACUAAUAAUGGAGAUGAUUACUUUCAAAAGGCACAUCAAAUACCUGCUUCAAAGUGGCUUUCAUGGGGUCACCAUGUUCACGAAGAAACCUAUGGAUUGGAGGUUUGGCUGCAUAAUUUUAUAAUCAAUCCAUUUUUUUGUUAUAUCCCAGUCAAUUUUUUAAAUUUAAUGUUGUUUGCUACUUUCAAUUAUUGAAAUUUAAUGUUAUAUUCCAGUCAAUUUUUGUUAUAUCCCAUUUUUUUAUAGCAUUCAUGCUAAGAUUUUGCUUUCAUUUUUCUAAAUACCACGUUUACAUACCAUUGUAUCAUAAAUUUUUU
Molecule: messenger RNA, 626 nt
Organism: Lactuca virosa
Lineage: Eukaryota; Viridiplantae; Streptophyta; Magnoliopsida; Asterales; Asteraceae
Source: the annotation of a GenBank genome assembly